AUGAAGGAUGGAACGGCCAAGGCUCUACCCCCUCUUCAACCAAGUGGACAGAGCCAAGAAUCCGAACUAGUGAUGGAAGUGGAUGUCCCAUCCUCGGCUCCUCACAGAUCCAUUUUUGAUUUCAAAGAACCUACCCCUGCUAUAAGUUCCAACCCAUUCACCCCAGCCUCGGCUCACCAAUCCAUUUUUGAGUUUAAGAAAGUCGGUACUUCAGCUUUUGCCCUGACCUCGGCUCAUCAGGCAUCAAUGUUCGAUUUUCAGCACCAAGUGGGCACUUCAAUGAAUGUGCCGCCUGUUCCCCCGUCCUCAGCUCGUCAGCCAUCCAUUUUCGAUUUCCAAAAGCCUAACAACCCUGCACCAGCCUUGGCUAAUAAAGGAUCCCCUUUCGAUUUUCAAGUCCAUCGUUCAUUUACCCUGGCCUCGGCUGUUCAGCCUUCCAUUGAUUUUCAAACACCUGGCACAUCUGCUCCAGCUCCUGCCUCUGACAAACCAGGCAUGUCUUCCCCCGGCGCCUCAAGGUCCAAUAGUACUCUGGGAUCAUGGAAGUAUCUGACGAAAUCACAAGAGGCCAAAUUACGACUCCAGGGCCAAGGAGGAGCUGCCAUUCUGCCAACUCGGCCAGGCGAUGCCUUCGUUUUCGGCCCGGCUCCUGUCUUCAUCUACACUCAAGAGAGGACAACACCACGCCCACCACCUUCGACUGAAUUGUUGGACUUGGACAGCCCAGGCUGUAGUUUUAGACCAAAUUGA
Laccaria bicolor S238N-H82 is the source of this 750-nucleotide messenger RNA. RefSeq lists its product as uncharacterized. The transcript has 4 exons. NCBI's taxonomy places the organism in Eukaryota, Fungi, Basidiomycota, Agaricomycetes, Agaricales, Hydnangiaceae. The record is from RefSeq and is a predicted model, not a curated record. The coding region runs from base 1 to 750 and encodes 249 amino acids.